UCCAAUAGACUCACUCAUCCUCACCACUGGUAUCAGAUAGAUUCUCCAUCCAACGAACAAAAUCUGAUCCCAGAAACAAACCACACACUGUCUCAAUCUAGUUCUGUUGGUGGUUGAUCAAACUUGAUCACUGUGGAAGUGAUGAAAGCCCUCACCAGCUAUGGUUCUAAGGCCAUUUCUGAGAGGCUAGGAGUUCAAGUCCUACAUGUUUCUGAUAGACCCGAGUUUUGUUUCUCCCUUCGUUUCAGGAAUGAUAGAAAAGGCUCCAACUUUUGGCUCCUCAAACUGGUCCAAAACAAGGGUUAUUACCCGGUUCAUGCUCUGCCAGCAAAAACCCAGGUGGACUUGGAAGCUGCGGAGCCACAAGUUGCACAAAGUGAACAAAUAAAUGAAUCAAAGUUUGUUCGCGUAGCAUUUCAGUUACAAAAAGAUUGCGACUUUGGCGAACAGUUUCUAAUAGUUGGGGAUCAUCCUAUACUUGGUUCCUGGGAACCUACUGAAGCGUUGCCAAUGACAUGGUCUGAUGGGCAUGUAUGGACUAUUGAGCUGGAUAUGCCUGUUGGAGAGUCAAUCCUGUUCAAAUUCAUACUGAAAGGAAAAGAAGGUGAUAUUAUAUGGCAGCCAGGUUCGGAUCGAGUUAUCAACACUUGGGAAACUAUGAAUAAGAUCAUAGUUUUUGAGGAUUGGGAGAAUGCUGAACUUCAGGAAAUAAUAGAGGAAGAUCAAUUUUCUCAAUCAAAUGAGAAACCCCAGGAUAACUCAGAAGUGCUAAUUUCUGCUGAAAUUUUGAAUAAUCCUCCAGAGGCACUGGAAUCAAAUGAGAAACCCCAGGAUAACUCAGAAGUGCUAAUUUCUGCUGAAAUUUUGAAUAAUCCUCAAGAGGAUCUGGAAUCAAAUGUAUCCCAAACAUCUGGCAUUCAAGAUAUACAAACUGAUGCAGAGGAGAAACCACUUGCUGAACCAGUCCUGCAACAUCUCACUAGUGUUAGUAGCUCUUCCUCAAUUGAGAAGCCAAUGGCCAUGGUUGCAGAAAAUAUAGAUUCCUCUGAGGAUUUCGUGGAAAGUACAAGCCACCAAAAGGAUAUAAGGAAUAUGAUUCAACAGAAUGAAGAAUCUGCGAAUAGUCCCAGAAAUGAUGUUGUAAUACAUCAUCUUGGAAGGAAUGGAAACGCUGCACCACUUAAGAAUCAGGAAGGGACGAUUGCGGAGCGAAGCUUAUUUGAUUUUGAAGGAGGUCCUGUUCUUGUACCUGGCUUAGUCCCGCCAAGUGAAGAAGCUGGCCCAGGUGAAGUUGAAGAAAAGACUACCAUGGGCCCUUCAGUUGAAGCUUUAGAAACUCAGGAUCAGAAUAUACCAGAGUUCAGUGAGGAGCAAGAAUUGAAUGAUGACAAACCUCAGGAGGUAAAUGCAACAAUCCAUGAUGACCCAGAGCUGCUUGACAAUGAGCAUGAAGAGCAGUUUCAUUUAGCCUCAGCAAUGGAAGAUAGAUCAAGGUCCGACCCAGUUUAUGGUAAUCCUUUGCAAAAUGACAUCCAGUGGGGCCGUGAAAAGUUCAGCAAGGAGCAAGAAUCUGAUGAUGGAAAACGUCAAGAGAUAAAUGGAACAAUCCAUGAUGAGCCAGAGCAGCUAGACAAUGAGCAUGAAGAACAGUUUCAAUUAGCUUCAGCAAUGGAAGAUAGGUUGAAUUCCAAGCCAGUUUAUGGUAAUCCCUUGCAAAAAGACAUCCAGUGGGGCCGUGAAACGGUUAAGAAGUUUCUAACAGUGCUUGGAUUCCUUUGAUGUCAACUUUACAGAACCCCUGGAAGAAACAUCACUGAAACUGAUCAUGAAUUCUGUGAUUGUUCUGAUUCAUUUGCCUAAUUUUUUAUUGGCUUGGGAAAGAUGGAAAGGAGCUCAAGGUGUUUGAGGAUUGGACACCUGUUAUGUUUAGAGGAUGGUGUUUUAUACUAUGCUGUCUGUGUUUGAAUACCAACGUGAACUGGCGUUGAUCCAACGGAUGUCAUGAGCCUCUUUCAUGUUCGGUGCAUGAGAAGUCGUGUUUUCAUGUGAGAAUGUGCGCAAACGUCAUUCAAACAGAAAACCAAAGUAUCAAACACAGCCAUAUUAGUUAGAUUUGUAUUGUUCUUCUUUCAGUUUUGGCCACUUCUGUAUAGUACUAGAAGUCUCAUUGUGGCCAGGGAAAGAGCUCUUGUUAUGUAUGACAUACCUGAUUUUUCGCAAGUAUCUGUUGUAAUAAGUUUCUAAGGAAAUUUUUUGUUUCCUAUUUCGAUCUUAUGCUAUCGGAUAUGGAAAAUUUGGAUGUACAUUUUGUAAUAGUUAAUCAAAGCUACAUAAUGGGUUGGAGUUGGACAUAA
Lotus japonicus is the source of this 2354-nucleotide messenger RNA. RefSeq lists its product as uncharacterized. Bases 142 to 1779 code for a protein of 545 amino acids. Gene Ontology annotation, cellular component: membrane. Gene Ontology annotation, molecular function: starch binding. The transcript has 6 exons. The record is from RefSeq and is a predicted model, not a curated record. NCBI's taxonomy places the organism in Eukaryota, Viridiplantae, Streptophyta, Magnoliopsida, Fabales, Fabaceae.